GGUCUGCCGGCGUAUUCGCAGGGUUCUCAUUUGAACUGGGGAUGUCUACGACAGAGGUUUUAAUCCCGGACUAUAGCUCUUUAGGCUCAACUCAGUCUACCGACUUGGAAGACUCGCAGUUAAAAAAAAGAAUUUGGAACGGAAAGAUUGCCCUUCAGUUUGACCUUGAUGAAAAUGAAGUUACUACCUCAGAACUCCCACAACCUUUUUUUAUUUUGGCCCCCCGGGGCACAUAUAUACGUCUUAUAACUGAAAACGUUAGGCGUUACUUUCAAGACUUCUCUCAAGAUUUAACGGACAUUUCAGACGAAAUGUGGUUUUCCUACAAAAAUAAGCCAUUAAAAUGGCAUUACCCCAUAGGUGUGCUCUACGACUUAAACGCAACUGGAGACCCUCUUCCUUGGAAGAUAACUGUUCACUUUUCUUUCUUUCCUGAAGACGAAGUGCUCUCUUGCAAGGUUGAACAGUUAGAAAAAGUCAUAGAGAGUUAUUAUAUAUCCAUGAUCAAAGAGAGCGACUCAAUAAGAUUUGGAACUUCAAAUAAGUCACAAGCUUUAGAAAAAAAGAGUUUUCAAAUUUUGUGGAGUAGUUUUAGAAAACAGUACACAGAAAACUCGUUUUCGCAUUUUCAGUCCGUAAACGAGAAGUUGGUGGCUUUAGCGGAUAACGAAUACAUGAAAAACCUCCCCUUUAGAUUAUAUGAAAGGGGAACUAACGUAUGCAUGCAGCCUUUCUCGCCUUACCGCACUGAAAAGGACAGUAAAACGCUUCUUGAGUUUCUUCUUGAGAUCCGCCCGGACAUCAUUAAAAAUAACAACCUAAUUCCUGGGUACAGGGUCCUAAUCCAAGGAGUGGAACCCCCCUUGGACACGCCAAUGCUCUGGCUCAGCGACGUUUGCACUCAUCCUGAUAAUUUUCUUCAUAUUGUAAUCGACCAUAAAAAUAAUUUUUGA
Molecule: messenger RNA, 953 nt
Organism: Zophobas morio
Lineage: Eukaryota; Metazoa; Arthropoda; Insecta; Coleoptera; Tenebrionidae
Product: autophagy protein 5-like
Exons: 10
Coding region: 42-953 (303 amino acids)
Biological process (GO): C-terminal protein lipidation; cellular response to nitrogen starvation; nucleophagy
Cellular component (GO): Atg12-Atg5-Atg16 complex; cytoplasm; phagophore assembly site membrane
Molecular function (GO): Atg8-family ligase activity
Source: RefSeq, a predicted model, not a curated record